CAUCUGAAGCCAUUCAGUCUGACACGUGUCAGUGUCGUUCUGGAGGGAUGACGCUUGUUUGACUCCUGUGCGUUCUAUCUAGACAAGAGAACUGCUGGCUCUUUUUUCACUUUUCGUGAGGCUGGAGAUCAGGCGUCAAAACAGUGGCGAUAUUCAGCAUAUAGUUAAUUGCUAACUGCUGAUAGUGGAACGAAGAAGAGAAACAAGCACUCAGCUGUCCAAAGAACAGAUUCAACGCAUUAAACGGAGACAUGUCCCGGUUGAAUGUAGUGCACUGAAGUGUUUGGUGGCAAAACUGAACUGCAAGGAUGCCUGCAGUGUCAACAGCAGUCAAAGAUAUUUAUCUGUCUGACUCUUUGAGUGACCUCAACAAGAAGGCAGAGGUCAAGGGGGACAAGAUAAGCACCAGAAGCUAUGUACAGAGUGCCUGCAAAAUAUUCAAGGCGGCUGAAGAAUGCCGCCUGGACCGAGACGAGGAGAAAGCGUAUGUGCUCUACAUGAAGUACUUAGCAGUGUAUGAUCUCAUUAAGGGAAGACAGGAUUUCAAGCAACAAUCGGCUUAUUUCCUGACCAUGCUUGGGCCCACCAGCUUAAAGAAGUCACUUGAGGAGGCAGAGAAGCUGGCACAAAGCCUUAAACUCAGGUAUGAGGAAAUUGAGGUGAAAAAGAAACUAGAAGAGAAAGAGAGACAGGAGGAGAAGAAAAGAAAAGAGGAGAUGAUGGAAAAAAAUGCGCUAGGUGCAACAAAAGGAUCUUUGGCAGCCAAGAAGGAUGUUCAAAAGGUGAAUGGAGAAAAGAUCGAGGUGACCGAAAAAGAGGUGGUACCAGCUGGCGGGAUAACAGCAGAGAAACUGUUUAAUAUGAUGAAGGACCAGGCCAUAAACAUCAUUGUCAUGGAUGCCCGAUGCCAGAAAGACUUUGAUGAGUCUCAUAUUCAGGUCCCGACUCAGGCCUGCCUUAGUGUACCAGAGGAAGCCAUCAGCCCAGGAAUAACUGUGAAUCAAAUUGAGGUAAAGCUCCCAGAAGAUUCCAAAGAACAGUGGAAAAAGCGUGGCUUUGCCGACUAUAUAGUGAUACUGGACUGGUUCAGUUCUGUGACUGAUCUGAAACUGGGAACCACACUACAGAGCCUCAAAGAUGCACUCUUUAAGUGGGAUAGCAUUACAAUACUACGGAGUGAGCCACUGGUCCUGGAGGGUGGCUAUGAGAACUGGCUUCUGUUCUACCCCAUGUACACCACCAAUGCUAAAGUACGACCUCCAAGACAAAGUAUUGUCAACAACCUCCCGCAACUGAAUUUCAGUUACCCAUCUCUUGAGGAGCCGAAGCCUCCAACACCUCCACCAGCUGAACCUGAGAUUAUUGCUGAAACUGAGCAACCACAAACUCUAAUGAAUGGACUUCCACCUGAAGCACCCCAAACCUCUCCACCGGCAACAGCACCCAUUGCUACUGAUAACAGACCAGAUACUCUUGAUGCCUCCAUCUCUGUGUCGAAGAAUUUGUUGCAUGAACGGAGUAAAAAGGCACCAGUGGGAGGAACAGCCAAAAAGCCACCGACAACAACCAAAGCAUUUCCUCAGUUCGAUCGGACCAAGAAGCCCACUGUCCAAUGGUCAGAUCAGGCUAAACCUAACAAAGGUGCAGCUCACAAAGACUCAAAUCGAAAUGGACCCCUUAUUCCGGACCGGUCAGCGAAGCCACUGGCUAAAGAGGAGCAGGGUCAGCCACACUCAGAGGCAACAGCUGUGAAGGCCUGGCUGGACCAGGAGAAAGGCAUUGAGGAGUGUCGUGUAGAAGAGGAUAGACGAGAAAAGGACUUGAAAGAGAAGCAAGACGGAGAGGACUGUGAGAAAAAGGAGGACGAUGACAAAAGGAAUCAGGAGAAGAAGAAGUUAGAAAGACAGAAAGCUGAGGAUGAAGACGACAAGGAAAACCAGCCGUGGGAAAAUAAAGAGAGUAGGGGAAAGGAUCAGAGCGGUGACACACCUUUGAAGAGCAUGUCGUUGGACUCGCCUGUACCCAACAAUAUUGUGAGUGAAAUUAAGAGGGAGCCACUGACCAGGGCAAGGAGCGAGGAAAUGGGCCGAAGUGUCCCCGGCCUUCCAGUGGGCUGGAUGAAGUUCCUUGAUACAGUCACUGGAACCUAUCGAUACUAUCACUCCCCGACCAACCGCGUCCACCUAUACCCUCCAGAAGUGACAGUUCCUCAAACCCCGCCAUCGACGCCACCAACAGUAAAGCAAAAACCAGCAAGAGUGGCAGAGCAGGACACCAGCCAGGAGCAGGAACGGGAGCAGUCCAAAUUGAAACGCUCCUAUUCUUCCCCUGACAUCACCCAAGACCUUAGAGAUGAGGCCCAGAAGAAGACCCCCACCCCACCCCCUUCUACUGUCACCCCCACUGUAAACAGAGAGACAAAACCUGCUCCUGCCAAGGUGUAUUCUAAAGUGGAGAUUGUGCGACCAUCAGCUGCCAAACUCCGUAACCUAAACCCAACUUUCGGAGGUCUGGGUGCUACCUUGACAGGUCUUCGUAACCUUGGCAACACCUGCUACAUGAACUCCAUCCUGCAGUGUCUCUGCAAUACUCCAGCCAUGGCAGAAUACUUCAACAACAAUUAUUACCUGGAGGACAUCAACAGGUCCAACAUUCUUGGCCAUAAGGGAGAAGUGGCGGAGGAGUUUGGUGUGAUCAUGAAAGCUCUGUGGGCUGGCUUGUACAAGUGUGUGAGUCCAAGAGACUUCAAGAUCACCAUCAGCAAAAUCAAUGACCAGUUUGCUGGUUAUGACCAGCAGGACUCCCAGGAGUUGUUGCUCUUCCUCAUGGAUGGACUUCAUGAGGACCUCAACAAGGCCGACAACCGGAAGCGAUACAAAGAGGAGGAGAACGACCAUUUGGAUGACCAGUCUGCUGCUGAUCUGGCCUGGAGCAAGCACAAGAUGCUCAAUGAGUCCAUUAUCGUGGCCCUUUUCCAGGGUCAGUUCAAGUCCACCGUGCAGUGUCAGACCUGUCACCGCAAGUCACGAACAUUUGAGACCUUCAUGUAUCUGUCGCUGCCUCUGGCCUCCACCAGCAAGUGCUCCCUUCAGGAUUGUCUGCGGCUCUUCUCCAAAGAGGAGAAGCUGACUGACAACAACAAGGUGUUCUGCAGACACUGCAAGGCCCACCGAGAUUCCAGUAAGAAACUGGAGAUCUGGAAGGUUCCGCCUAUCCUCUUGGUGCACCUGAAACGCUUCUCCUACGAGGGCCGGUGGAAGCAGAAGCUACAGACGACGGUGGACUUUCCUCUGGACUGUCUGGAUCUGACCCAGUAUGUCAUCGGACCUAAGCAGAACCUGAAGAGAUACAACCUGUAUGGAGUCUCUAACCACUACGGGGGCUUGGACGGCGGUCACUACACAGCCUAUUGCAAGAACGCCCAGAAACAACGUUGGUACAAGUUUGACGACCACGAAGUCUCUGAGAUCUCCACCUCCACGGUCAAAUCCUCUGCGGCCUACAUUUUGUUUUACUCCACACUGUGAGGGAACGCGAGUGACGCCUCGGUUGAGAGGUAGUUUGGACAAACGUCCCGGCUCUUUGGGUCCCGCCGCGUGGCUGGUGGAAGCCUGAGUGAUAUUGGAGUGUCUUCAUUUUCUAUGGUUGGGAGACAGGAAGAGUGGUCGGGGUCAGCGCCGUCGGUAGCUUUUACUUCCUAAACGCUCGCGUAAUGAGUUCACCGACUCUAAUCUAGAUGAUAUCAUGACAGUGGUUUUGGCAGAUGCUACACGCCAAUACCUGCUGCGCUCAGUGUGUGGUAGUGAGGGGCGUGGCAUUCCUCCGCUUUAGAUGGCAUGUACAUACUUACUAAUGCUGACAUUGCACUUUAAACCAUGUAAAUACUCUAAGCAAGCUGUUAAUCUCUGAAGUGACCAACUUUUUCUUCUCAACAAUAGCAGCCAAAUUAGUGAGGAGGGGUCUUCUGUUUUCUGAAAUCAUCUGGCUCAUAUUGGCAACGCUUUAUCAUCAAUGGAAUUGUGUAGCACUUCAAGGCUGCUGAGUGAUCAUUUGCUAAUCUGGUGAAACAUUCUACUAUCGACAUGAUAUGACCAGGCCAAUAGGUGAAAUGUGUGUCGUUCUGGAUUGGUACUAUUAAUAUGGACAUUGGCAGCGCACGGCUUCACACGGUUUCUUUGCCUUGCAUGAGAUCAAAAACUGUUCCAUUUGUGUAGAUUUGAUUUUGUAUUCCUUUACAUCAUCUUAACAGGGGUCAUAUAUAACCUUCAAUAACUUGUAUAUCUAUUUAUUAUUAAAGUUCUUUGAAUUAUUUCA
Molecule: messenger RNA, 4314 nt
Organism: Synchiropus splendidus (mandarinfish)
Lineage: Eukaryota; Metazoa; Chordata; Actinopteri; Syngnathiformes; Callionymidae
Gene: usp8
Product: ubiquitin specific peptidase 8
Exons: 20
Coding region: 309-3527 (1072 amino acids)
Biological process (GO): Ras protein signal transduction; endosome organization; protein K63-linked deubiquitination
Cellular component (GO): extrinsic component of plasma membrane; midbody; dendritic spine
Molecular function (GO): cysteine-type deubiquitinase activity
Source: RefSeq, a predicted model, not a curated record